Messenger RNA from Salvia miltiorrhiza (redroot sage), 3086 nucleotides. Its product is annotated as pentatricopeptide repeat-containing protein At5g02830, chloroplastic. The record is from RefSeq and is a predicted model, not a curated record. Gene Ontology annotation, molecular function: protein binding. The transcript is spliced from 12 exons. Bases 271 to 2802 code for a protein of 843 amino acids. NCBI's taxonomy places the organism in Eukaryota, Viridiplantae, Streptophyta, Magnoliopsida, Lamiales, Lamiaceae.
AUAAAGAAUAAGUAAGGAUCAAUUGAAAAAUGAGGAAAAAAAAAACAUAAAUUUAAAGGAUGAAAUCUUGGUUAUCCCGCAUUUUUCAAUGAUAAUUUAUUAAUUUUACAACCAGACUAAAAUUAAAUUGAUGAGUCCGAGUUGAAAUGAAGCGCCCGCCUUUCGAAUUCAAUCCUAAAAAACGACAGCCAAAAAUAAACCAUCACUUAAUAUUUCUCCAAUUUUACUUUACUGGCAACUGAAAAAAGAAAAAAACGGUUGGCCAGGAAAAUGAGGGACGCACUAUCGAUCCUCGCCUCCGCCACCCUCCUCCCUCCCUCAGCUACCCCUUCCGGUAACUACCACCGCCGUCACCACCACUCCACUACCUCUACCCCUACCAAACCCAGACCAAAUCAUAACCCCAAGCAAAAGCCCCAAAUUCCCGCUUCUUCUCCCCUUCUCUCCUCUUCCCGCUGGACUAAUCGCCAAAGCCUGGCCUACUACAGCAAGCUAGCCUCGAAGCUCGCUGAGGACGGGAAGUUCGAGGAUUUUCUCAUGAUAGCGGAGAGCGUGGUCUCCUCGGGGGUAAAGAUGUCGGAAUUUCUAGCGUUGCUGACAUCGGAACAUUUAGUGAGUGGUAUUGUCAGAGUUCUUCGUGAUGGAAAUCUCGAUAGUGUUGUUGGUACGCUGUUCAAUGGCAUUCAGAAGCUCGGCGUCGAGCCGGUGGGGCUAUUUGAUGCAGUUGCCAUUGAGUCGCUGAAGGCAGAGUGCCGGAGAUUAUUGAAAGGCGGUGAAGUGGAGCGACUCGUGAGCUUGAUGGAAAUGUUUGCUGGAUUUCAAUUUAUAAUCAAAGGACUGGUGGAGCCAUCUGAGUUCAUAAAACUUUGCAUCACCAAAAGGGAUCCUACAGCAGCCAUCAGUUAUGCACAGAAUUUCCCCCAUGCUGAAGUGCUAUUUUGUUCAAUAAUUCUUGAAUUUGGGAAGAAACGGGACUUGAUUUCUGCUCUGAAAGCCUUCGAAGCAUCCAAGCAAAAUUUGAGUUCUCCUAAUAUGCACGCAUACCGCACAAUGAUAGACGUAUGUGGUCUUUGUGGUGACUACUUGAAGUCAAGGGCCAUUUAUGAGGGAUUACUUGAUGAAAAUAUCACUCCAAACAUAUACGUUUUCAAUAGUCUUAUGAAUGUGAAUUCCCAUGAUCUAAACUAUACACUGGAUAUCUACAAGAAAAUGGAAAAACUCGGUAUGAUGUUCGAUAUUACAACACAUAACAUACUUCUCAAAUCAUGUUGUCUUGCUGCAAAAGUUGAGCUUGCCCAAGAUACUUAUAAGCAGAUACGGGAGUUGGAGUCAAAAGGUGUAUUGAAACUGGAUGACUUCACAUAUAGCACGAUCAUUAAGGUCUUUGCAGAUGCCAAAAUGUGGAAACAGGCACUUGAAAUCAAAGAAGAUAUGCUGUUAUCUGGUAUCGUUCCCAACACAGUUACUUGGUCAUCAUUGAUCAGUGCAUGUGCAAAUGCAGGUCUCGUAGAGAAAGCAAUUAUACUAUUUGAUGAAAUGCUUCAAGCUGGUGCUCAACCCAACACCCACUGUUUCAAUACCCUUCUUCAUGCCUGUGUUGAGGUUUGCCAAUUUGAUCGGGCUUUUCGGCUAUUCCAAUGCUGGAAAGAGAGGGGUUCUCAACAAAUUAUCAGUGAUGAUAAGCUUAACCGUGCAUACAAUGAAGCAGUGGACCAAAUGACUGAAAUGGGAGUUCCUCUUAGAAUGUGCUCACACUUAACCAUGAAAGUUCCAUUUAGACCCACUACUUCGACUUAUAAUAUUAUGAUGAAAGCCUGUGGUACUGAUUAUUACCGUGCCAAAGAUUUGAUGGAUGAAAUGAAGACUUUCAACCUUACUCCUAAUCAUAUUAGCUGGUCAAUAUUGAUAGAUGUUUGUGGAGGCUCAGGAAAUGUACCGGGUGCUAUACAAAUCUUGACAUCCAUGCGUGAAAGUGGUAUUCAACCUGAUGUUAUUGCCUAUACAACAGCUAUUAAGAUCUGUGUAAAACACAAGAAGCCAAAGCUUGCAUUCAUGUUGUUUGCAGAGAUGAAGAAAUAUCAAAUAAAACCAAAUAUGGUGACCUACAACACUAUUCUUAGAGCCCGCAGCGUAGAUGGUUCACUGCUGGGACUACAACAGUGCCUUGCCAUAUAUCAGCAAAUGAGAAAAGCAGGGUACAAACCUAAUGAUUACCAUCUGAAGCAACUCAUUGAAGACUGGUGCGAAGGUGUGUUACAAACCGAACAUCGGAGUGCAUGGCAAUUUGCUUCUCGUAUAACAGAUUUUGGCCGUCAAAGCCUGCUUCUGGAGAAAGUUACAGAAUACCUGCAAGAUAGUAAUGCUGAAAGCCUUUUCAUUGACCUCCGAGGUCUUACAAAGGUGGAAGCUCGAAUUGUUGUUCUUGCAGUUAUUCGAAAGAUCAAAGAGAAAUAUAUUGCAGGAAAAUCAAUAACAGAUGAUCUGUUGAUCGUACUAGAGCAACAGGGACACGGUGACCGUGCCAACAAAGAUGAGAGUGGAGUCGGGGAAGCUGUGAUUCGACUAUUGCAGCAUGAUUUGGCGCUUGAGGUUAUUGAAGCGGGUUCAAGAAGCGGGAGUGACAGAGGUAACAAGGGAAGUCCUACGAGUUCGAGUUUAAUGUUUGAAGUAGACGAAAAGAGUAGCUUAGCAGAAACAUCAGAAUCUCCUACAAGAAGACCUAUAAUUCUACAAAGGCUAAAGGUGACCAGGAAAUCUUUGCAUCAUUGGUUGCAAAGGAAGACUGUGUCGUCAAAAAGGUGAAAUUUCUUUCAGACCUAUUCCACCUCAUCCAUUCUUUAUUCUUUCACGCAGUAGGUGCAUAAUUUAUUAGCAUUGCACCAUGCAAAUAAGAUAUUGGUUGUGAUUUUGUUUUGUGCCAUUAAAAUUUCAUUUGAUAGAGAUAGACAGAGAUAAAAUCAUUAUAACAAUACUUCCAGUUCUGACAUUACUUAUAGCUUUUGAUUAUUUUGUGUGUAUUGUAUAGGACACUGUUCCAUUCAUUUAUUUACUUUAUGAAUAAUAAAUCUACUUUAUUUUAUUAGAAA